Messenger RNA from Cuscuta europaea, 1238 nucleotides. NCBI's taxonomy places the organism in Eukaryota, Viridiplantae, Streptophyta, Magnoliopsida, Solanales, Convolvulaceae. The record is from the annotation of a GenBank genome assembly.
AUUCGAUUCGUUUACAACCGUAUGCACGAUGCUAGAGUUCUGAUGGGGGAUGCGAGAUGGUGGGAUUUGAUACCGGACUUUCUCAUUCUCACAGUUUUCUGGCACACCAAUUUUAUACUCCCUCCGGUCCUAAAUAAACUUCACACUUUUCAUUUUUGGUAGGUCCAAAAUAAACUUCACACUUCUUCUCUUUUCCUUAUUUGACAAAUUAUUUACAUCAAAACAGUGCAAAACAGUGUCAAACAGUGUCAAACAGUGCCAAACAGUAUAGUGUACUCUACAGUAAAGUCAAAUUUAUUUCCUUAAUUUGUGUGAAUUGUUACCGGUAAGAUGCUUGGUUUUGAGAGAACAUGUCGAUGAAUGAGGCGGUGUUUAUGGUCGUCUCUCAGGUGGGGUAGCCGUCGACAAGAUCCAGCGACGAUGCAAGAGGUCUCGAUACUCAUCCGCCACCGUUGUGAUCGGUUUCGGAGACUGGGUUUACAAACAUGGGAUUCAUGUGCUGAGUUCUGGGAUUCGGAACACUUUUUUGUGCGUUGCAGGAGGACGGCUGAAGGAUUUGGAGCUGCAUACUGCUAUUGUUUAUGAUGCUCGAGCUAGGGAGCGAGUAGCAUAUCUAAACCGGAUCCUUGGGAGGCUUAUGCAAAGAGAGCAUGUGAGAGUUGAAUCAAAGAUGAUGGAAGAUGUUUUGGUGUCAUCAAUUGAGAUCCUUGAGAUGCUGGCUGGGAAGUGGGAUGCCACAAAAACUAGCACGGAUGCAAAAGCUCCAAUGGACAUGGCUGAUCUGGAGUCAAAAGGAAGUAUGAGUUAUGUUUUUGUUGGUGUCACAGGCAAGGGCACGGUAAGGGAAGGAGACUCGGUGAGUAAGGAGGCCCAGGGUGACCAAAAGCCUAGAGGCUUUGGGAGGAGCAGGAACAGGUGGAUUCAAGUGGGGAUAGCAUGACUCUUACCAAAGCAAAAAACGGGGAGGUGACGGGUCUAGAACUCCAGACCCGUCAGGAUUUCUGAAGCAAACUUGUUGGUUUGGAGCAUAGAAGGUCCUCGUGUUCUUGAGGACGGAGCAUAAGUUUAAUUUUAUUGUUCUUAUUGUUGUUAUUUUAAUUGAUCAGCUUGUUUACAUUUUUCGUUUUUGUAACUCUUUCAUUAGGAUUGGGUGAUGGGAGGUCUGCUUUGAUGUCUUUGGCUCAUUUAUGCCUAUUAAAUUAUAGAAUCAACGAAUCAUAUUGCUUUUUUAAAUGUGG